Echinops telfairi (small Madagascar hedgehog) is the source of this 3284-nucleotide messenger RNA. It is a transcript of the gene MEGF9, whose product is annotated as multiple EGF like domains 9. NCBI's taxonomy places the organism in Eukaryota, Metazoa, Chordata, Mammalia, Afrosoricida, Tenrecidae. Gene Ontology annotation, molecular function: extracellular matrix structural constituent. Gene Ontology annotation, biological process: axon guidance. The record is from RefSeq and is a predicted model, not a curated record. Gene Ontology annotation, cellular component: basement membrane. The coding region runs from base 116 to 1912 and encodes 598 amino acids. The transcript is spliced from 6 exons.
AGGGAGGUGGCGAUGGUACGCCGGGUGGCGGCGGCGGCAGCGGCUGCGGCUUUCCAGUUUAGAGUGCAAAGAGGACAAGAUGACUGACCAGCCGACUGACUGACUGACUGAAUGAAUGAAUGGCGGAGCCACGCGCGCCAUGAGGAGCCUGCCGAGCCUGGGCGGCCUCGCCCUGUUGUGCUGCGCCGCUGCCACCGCCGCCGCCGCCGUCCUAGCCACCUCGGCGGGGAAUGUCACCGGCGGCGGCGCGGCCGCGGGGCAGGUGGACGCGUCGCCGGGCCCAGGGCUAUGGGGCGAGCCCAGUCACCCCUUCUCUAAGGCCCCGACCCCCACGGCCCAGGCCCCGAGGACCGGACCCCCGCGCACUACCGUCCGCGGACCCCUGGCUGCGACCUCUUCAGCCCAGUCUCCGGAGACCACCGCUCGGGCGACGGUCGGAUCUGCUCCGAUCACCUCCCAGACGCCGCUCCGCGCGUCGCCGACCACCCCUCCGCCGGUGAAACCCACUCCGACCCACCCUCGCUCCAGUCCCGCGCCCACCGCCCUCUCUGCCACCGCUGGCCCGGCGCCGACCACCCCCCUAGCGCCCACCGUCCCGGCGCCCACCACUCUGCAGACCGAGGCCCCGGCUCUCCAAGGCGACAGCAGCAGCGUCCCGCCCACCCCACCUGCCACCGCGGCCCCUUCCCCGCCCCCAGAAUAUGUAUGUAACUGCUCUAGGGUCGGAAGCCUCGAUGCAAAUCGCUGCAAUCAGACCACGGGGCAGUGUGAAUGUCAACCAGGUUAUCAGGGGCUUCGCUGUGAAACCUGCAAGGAGGGCUUUCACAUGAACCACACUCGGCACGCUGGGCUGUGUCUGCCAUGUGGCUGCAGUCUGGAUGGAGCCCUCGGCAUACUUUGCGAUAGUUCUGGGAAAUGCCAGUGCAAAAUAGGUAUCAUCGGCUCUACCUGCAAUCAAUGCCAGGAUGGGUAUUAUGGCUUCAGUAAGAAUGGCUGCUUGCCCUGCAGAUGCAGUAAUCGUUCUGCCAGCUGUGAUGCCCUUACAGGUGCCUGUUUAGACUGCCAGGGAAACAGCAGAGGAGAUCACUGUGAAAAAUGCAAAGAAGGGUUUUAUCAGAGUCUCGAGGCCACAAAGGAAUGUCUUCGCUGCCCUUGUUCAGGAGUGACAUCUACCGGCAGUUGCUCCAUGAAGUUGGGUGAACUGGAACCUAAAUGUGACCAGUGUAAAGAUGGUUACACAGGCCGGAACUGCGAUAAAUGUGGAAAUGGCUAUUACAAUUCCGACAGCAUCUGUGUAAAGUGCCAAUGUCAUGGCCAUGUGGAUCCAGAUAAAACCCCAAAGAUUUGCAAGCCUGAGAGUGGUGAAUGCAUUAACUGCCUCCAUAACACCACUGGGUUUUGGUGUGAGAACUGCCUAGAAGGUUAUGUUCAAGACCUCGAGGGAAAUUGCAUCAAGAAAGAAGUUAUUGUUCCAACACCUGAAGGUUCUACCAUUUUGGUUUCCAAUGCCUCUUUGACCACAUCAGUGCCCACCCCUGUUAUUAAUAGUACAGUUACCCCCACAACCCUGCAGACUAUCUUUUCAGUAAGCGCUUCUGAAAACAGUACUUCAGCUUUAGCUGAUGUAUCAUGGACCCAAUUUAACAUCAUCAUUUUGACAGUCAUCAUCAUUGUGGUGGUGCUGCUGAUGGGAUUUGUGGGGGCUGUGUAUAUGUACCGGGAGUACCAAAACCGGAAACUGAAUGCCCCCUUUUGGACCAUCGAGCUGAAAGAAGAUAAUAUCAGUUUCAGCAGCUACCAUGACAGCAUUCCCAAUGCCGAUGUGUCAGGACUGUUGGAAGAUGAUGGCAAUGAAGUGGCUCCCAAUGGGCAACUGACCCUGACAACACCCAUGCAUAACUACAAAGCCUAAGGACAUACAACUAUACUCCUGGAUUGUCAAGCCACCCUGCAUACGAAGACAGCAUCCGCCUUUGGGCCAGACAAAGCCUGGAUAGAGUUUGCUGAGAAAGCAAAGGCAAAUAGUACACCUGAGAGUUUCAGGUACAAGUGUGUACUGCACUUAGCCUACUACUAGAAGUACAUUAUAUUUUUCCCAUGAAGAGCUACAGCAUUCACUGUUGCUAAGGACUUGAAGUAAAGUAUAUUUUUGUACCGAGCCACAUGGGUGUAAGGAAGGCCGAAGCACGGUGUGCAGCCCCAGUUCACUCUGCCCUCCAAACUGACUCCUGGGGAAGUGUUCACCGAACCACCUGCAGCAGGCUGAUGGAUGUGCAGACGGCAAGGGCUGCUGCAAGACUUCAUCUCCAUUCCCGAAACACGUUGGUUUCAGAAGGAUCAGGGACGCUAGUCUUAUUUCUGGACUAAGCAAUGCCAUUGAGGAAAAUCUCAUUUCUAAAGUGUAUCACGAUAAAUUAUCUUGCUUUUUGGUAGACUAGGAGCAGAAAAGUCCCAAGAAGCUCUUUAGAAGAGAUUGAUAUUUCUUUUCAGGAUUCUUGAUCGAUGAGGGACUAAAGCACAGGAUAAUUUCUAUUGGGAGAGAGAGAGAAAGCAGCAUUCAGGAGCAGGAAGCUGGUGGAUCUCCUCAGGGUCUCAGUGUAAAUGAUCAAUCGUCUAAAAAAGAAGGAAUAUUCCUGCCUCUAGAGAAGCAAGGUGUACAUAGUUAAUGUAGCAUAUUUGGUCAACACUUGUAUCUAUUUGUAAAAAAAAUAAUGUCAUAUUUUAUCGAGAAUGUAUUUGUAUAGCACUUAAUGGCCUUGUAAAAAGAAAAUAUUGGGACUGGGUUGGUUAAAAUAUUGUACAAUAGAUGGCAGUAUUGCUAGAGCUGGGACUCUGGUGAGCCUCAUUUCUAGUCCCUCUUUGGACAUUGUUGAAAUUUAUAAGAGGUUGAAUGAUUUUAAUCUUUCUUUCACUUUCUCAACCCAAAAGUACAGUUACGUACCCUUUGACUUACAAAGGAUAACCUUCAAGCAAUAGAUUUUAAAGUCAGUGAUAGUUAAGCUAGGACACAGGCCGUACACCAAACUACUCGCCCAAUUAGACAGUAGCCAUUCUGUAUUAGACUUCCCUUUACACACAUUAAUGUGAAACACGUCCUCAUUUUUUAAAGUUUAUUCAUAAACACGAAAAACAGUCUUCCAAAGGAAGUAGAAAUAUUUUUAUUCCAAAAGAAAAGUAAAACCAUCAUAUCAUGUGGGAUCUUAUGUUUUUAUGUAAAUGAGGUAUUUAUACUCCCAUUCCCUCACCCGGCCCCCACUAAAUAAACCUUCCUCUAUUUCAAUGGA